UGUUGUCUUCAUUGUUUAGUGUCAGAAAAACAGAAAUCGUUUUGAACUCUUCCUUCGUUAAGCUGGUUUUAAGCUUCUAAACUCUUUAUACACUUGAGUAAAUACAAUACAUAUGUUCUCCAUUUCUGCUUUUUUUCCUUUUGGGGUAUUAUUAUUGCAUACGCAAAGUAGCCUUGUUUCUACGCUGAGCUAGACCUUAGAAAGUUUCCAAUUGUUUGUUCUGAGAAAUGUUCAUAACGGCUGAAAAUGAACAGAUCUCGUUGUCUUAAGUUAAUGUAAAACAGCCCUUCAAGUUCAAAUCAUCAUCUUUAAUGGAAUCAAAUCCGGAUUCCCCUGAUGGGCUUCCAUUAAUUUCUGAGUUGUCUGAUUCCCCUCCACUUCCCACCAUUUUUACUGACGUCAAUGUUGUUCCCGAGCACGAGAAGAACCAGCUCUUACAGUCCAUAUUAAAUCUGGAAGGAGAAAUUGCGGAUUUGAGGCUAAAGCACAAGCUAUGGAAUGAGAAGAGGAGAGAGGCAUUGAAUAAGAUAUUGGACAUCAAAGGCAGCAUUCGAGUUUUUUGUCGAGUUCGGCCAUUCCUAGAGAUUGACAGGAGAAGAAUUCGUGAGCCCAUUUCAACUGGAUCAGAGAAGAUUGUGGUUAAGUCUGGUGGCACUAGAAAAGAGUUCGAAUUCGACAAGGUUUUCGCUCAAGAAGUAAGCCAAGGAGAUGUAUUUGUUGAGGUGGAACCAAUUCUGAGAUCUGCACUUGAUGGGAAUAACGUUUGCGUUUUAGCUUAUGGUCAAACCAGCACGGGCAAGACUUUUACAAUGGAUGGUACAAAUGAGCAGCCAGGGAUCAUUCCUAGAGCUCUAAAGGAACUCUUUCAUCAAGCCUCGUCCGAAGGCGAAUCGUUAACUUUUUCGAUGAGUAUGUCAGAGGUUUACAUGGGCAGUCUUAAAGAUCUACUUGCUGCGAGACCAACUUAUAGAGCAUAUGAGCCUGUGACAAGAUGCAAUCUCAACAUCCAAACAGAUCCAAAGGGAAGUGUGGAAAUUGAAGGUCUUACGGAAGUACAAAUCCUAGAUUAUGCUAAAGCCAGAUGGUGGUAUAACCGCGGGAGGCGAGCUAGAUCGACUUCGUGGACUAGUGUGAAUGAAACAUCCAGUAGGUCUCACUGCUUAACAAGGAUAACCAUUUUCCGACACGGGAAUGGUUCGUCGGAAGCUAAAACCGAAAUAAGCAAACUGUGGAUGGUUGAUCUCGGAGGGAGUGAGAGAUUGUUGAAAACAGGAGCUAGUGGGCUAACACUUGAUGAGGGAAGGGCCAUAAACCUUUCUCUUUCAGCUUUGGGUGAUGUUAUUGCUGCUCUAAGAAGGAAGCGUGGUCAUGUUCCUUACAGGAAUAGUAAGCUAACUCAAAUUCUCAAAGACUCCCUAGGUGAUGGUUCAAAGGUGUUGAUGCUUGUGCAUGUGAGCCCAUGUGAAGAAGAUGCUGGGGAGACAAUCUGUUCAUUGUGCUUUGCAAAGAGAGCAAGAGCAGUGGAGUCUAACAGGGAACAAGUUGAGGACCUAAAGAAGCAAAAGGAGAAAAGGGUCCAUGAGCUCGAAGAAUGCAUGAGAGAAGCAGAAGAAGAGUGUCAGAAAGUCAAGGAUCAAAUUCAGAAAGCUGAAUUCCUUCUAAUUGAGAACAAAAGGCUCCACUCAAACGCUGAUCAACCACUUGAAUAUGAAGAAAACUCCCCUGAAAGUCCAAAACAAGAGCUAAAGGCAGUAACAGAAACCCACCACCAGUCUGAUCAGAAAGCCACUAGAAGAAUCAUUUCUAGAUCCUUGCCCCGGUUCAUGACAUCCACCGUCGCCAGCCGCGAAAGGCAAAGCGCGUCGGAGAGGGACAUUGUCGGAAAAGCAAGAAGUCUGAGGUCGACAAUGAGAAGUUCAAUCCAGUUCACAGCUUCUCAUUCAAUUAGCUUUUCGGAUCGCCGUUUCAAAGCAAGUUUACAGAACUCGAGCAGAAAAAAACAUGUUGAAACAGAUAAUGUUGUUGUCAACAUGACUGAAAGCCCAAAAUGCAGUGGCUUAGACACUAAGUCAACCUCUUUGACAAGAAGUAAAAUGGUAACCUCGUCUGAUCCAAACUUAAGAGCCAAACUUUGUCGUCACAGAAGAAGGAUGUCAGACCUGAUCUAAGUGUGCAAAAUAAAGAAGAGCUUGUUAUUUUUUUUUUUAGCUGUUCUUGUGUGGAGUUGUAAAAUGUGUGUGCUUUUUGGGUUCAUGUCUUAAUUAGCUGAAAAUUUUGAGUGUGAUGGUAUACAUAUAGUAUUAUUAUAGGGUGAUAUAAUAUUCGUGUUUUUUUUU
Molecule: messenger RNA, 2336 nt
Organism: Morus notabilis
Lineage: Eukaryota; Viridiplantae; Streptophyta; Magnoliopsida; Rosales; Moraceae
Product: kinesin-like protein KIN-14U
Exons: 10
Coding region: 312-2168 (618 amino acids)
Biological process (GO): microtubule-based movement
Molecular function (GO): microtubule motor activity; microtubule binding; ATP binding
Source: RefSeq, a predicted model, not a curated record